AUGGCCUCGCUCCUCGAACGCUACGGUUUUCUGUUUGUCUGCCUGGCGUUUGUGAUAGUUAUGAUGGGUAUCUGUGUUAUCAACCGCCGUAGGAGGCGAUACGCGCUACAGAACUGGCCGCCGCUCGAGUAUGUUCCGGAGGGAGUGCCGGAAGAUACACCAGUCCCGGAACUGUCGGAAGUGUGGCUCGAGGACGAGAAGGGGAUGGCGGGGACUAGCUUACGCUCAUGGCCCGCAUUACAGCCACUAUGCGCGGUCAGGAUAUCUGAUGCCCAAAUGGAGCUUGCACCUACCACUUCCCCCAUAUCACCAAGACGGCUAUUCCACUUCGCAAAACGUGAAGACGCUUGGGUAUCGGGACCCCCUCUGCAAUCACUCCCAGCGCCCGAGGCUGUUCAAGCGGCCUUCGUGUUCUUGUGGGACGAUGGAUGGUUGCGAGUACGCAAUAGGAACAUGUUCGAUGGUCAUACGAUCAGGGACGAACAGACCAUCAGCGUUGUAACUUGGGGCGCUCCAUCCCAACCUAAGUUAUGGCUAACUCUAUUGUUCCUGUACUAUCAAGCUUGGACCAUUUUUCCUCCCGACUCUUCUGGUGCUACCAUCUCAUUGACACGCCUUUUACGACCACGCCUUUGCGUAAAUCUCUCCUGCUGUUGUGCUUUUUACUGUUGUCUGUACCCCAUCCCCCGCUAUGUCUCAUAUCCACAAGAGGUGUAUACCUUGUCCGACCUGAAGCGUUCAUUAUAA
Peniophora sp. CBMAI 1063 is the source of this 747-nucleotide messenger RNA. NCBI's taxonomy places the organism in Eukaryota, Fungi, Basidiomycota, Agaricomycetes, Russulales, Peniophoraceae. The record is from the annotation of a GenBank genome assembly.